UCUCACGUCAUUUAUAGGCACAGUUGGCCAUGAUGAUUAGUGGAAGAUCAGGCCUGCUAUGCAACUCUUGAAAUUCAAAAACGUAUCAUGCAUCAUUAGGUAGCUUUGAGUCUGAACCUUUAAUUUGUUCCAGCUCUUUCAAAACCCGUGAAAGAAUGCAGAGUAAAAAAUUAGAAAACCGAUUAAUGUAAAUGUAGAGUCUGAAUUUGAAGUGUUAUUACAUUCAUUCUGUUGGUAGUUUAUCGGUAUUCUUCCAUAGAACUUAGCGCUUUGGUUCCAAUCAUAGAAAUCCAGCGCCUUUUGUUCAACAGAACAGACCCCUUUCUUACCAAAGUGGAUCCACAUCAUGUCUGUGACACCAACUCGAGGAGGCCUCCAGGAGAUCCGCACCGUGAGCUUUCCAUCGGUCGUGGAGUUGAACGUAGGCGGGGUAUUUUACACGACCUCACUAAGCACUCUGACCAAGGAACCCACAUCUCUUCUAGGUCAAAUGUUUACUGGUAAAGGCAGCAAAACAGUGAUGCGAGACUCCAAGGGAAAGUUCUUCAUUGACCGUGACGGCGUAAUCUUCCGUUAUAUUUUGGAUUAUCUUCGUAACCUAAAGGUUAUUCUUCCGGAAAAUUUUCAUGAGCGCGACCGUUUGAAGCAAGAAGCAGAAUAUUUUCAUCUUCCAGCUAUGGUAGCCAGCAUUGCAUCUCUGCCACCGGCACCGUCCCACUCCCAUCGGAUGUCCGUUCCCCUUAACCCAGCGGUAACUCCCCAUUCCGUGGGUCCUCCUGGAUACAUCACUGUUAGCUACAGAGGGACUUUUGCUUUUGGAAGAGAUGGACUGGCCGACGUCAAGUUCCGAAAACUGACUCGUAUAUUGGUGUGUGGCAAGGUUGGUCUUUGCCGUGAGGUAUUCGGAGAAACUCUGAACGAAAGCCGAGACCCGGACAGGUGUAACAAUGACCGUUACACGGCACGGUUUUUCCUGAAACAUAAUUUUUUGGAGCAAGCUUUUGAUAAUCUCAACGAAGCUAGCUUCCGCUGUGUCGCAGCAGCAGGUUCCGGAACGGCCUGUGGGGGUCCAGGCGAGCCACUUAAGCCAGGGAUGGAUUCGGAAGAGAAUCGAUGGAACCACUACAACGAGUUUGUGUUUGUCAGACCAUAACUUCUGAGCUUUGGGUUCCAGGGUAGUAUUAAGUAUGAAAUGGUUUGUAUGUUUACGAAAUAUUAGUUUUAAAAACGCUGUUUUUCGAAUGAGAAAUAAACUUUGUUCUUUCAACAAACUGUCAAAUGUGACCCACUUUGCGCAUUUGUUGAACCUCCAAGUGACUGACUGACAGUUAGGCCUGCUGACUUGAAAGGGAAGAAUGAGGAUAUUUUCGUAUAGCUUCUUCAAAAAUCUGCUGCAUCUCCAUGGUAGGAUAAUUUGUUCCUAGCUCUGAGGAACAGUCCAGGCUUUAUAUAUAUCUGAAUGUUUUUCUGUAAUCUCGUUAUUUUAUAGUAUGUUAAAAAAAGUAAAGUAAGAGGGCAUAAUUAUUUAUAGUUUCUAAUUAGAUAUUCAAACUGUGCAUUAGAACAGCAAGUCUUUAUCAUAGUUUUUUGUCCUAGACGUUGCUGUGAUUCUGUUUUCUUCAGAAUAAAAUUGAUAAACGAUUAAAUAAUGCUUAUGUAUCGACUAAGCUAAAAAAAAUAAAGCUGGUAGUUAAAGAAACGAAGAUCUGAUAAUGAACUAUGAUACAGAUAUUCUCCCGUUUUUAUAUAUUUUUCUUCUUAUUCUUUUUGCUUGCUUUAGCUAUAAAAUAAGACAGUUUUCUUGACUAUUAUUAGGUAUCUCAUUGAGAAAUAACGUUAUGUCUUCUUUAAGAACUGUCUAAAAGCAUUACGGGCUCAUAAGUUUCAAAACAGCUAACAAUUCGUCUACGGCUGUGUUAGAAAAAUACGAUGAAACCGUUCAUUCCUAAACAACGUUUGUUACCAAAAGAGGAACGGGCUACAUGACGUUAAUUGGGGCUGUUCGCGUGCUUUCAUUUCUCUUUUGGAGAAUUAAGAACAAAACCAAGUGUCCUCUCAUUCAAUCACUGCAUGAAGUUUCUAGUGGUCAAAAGGAGAAAAUUGGAUCCCAAAUAAAGCGUUGAAAGUCCAAUGCUGCUUGAAAUGAUAAUCGAAAAUCUGUUAACAGUAUGCGCAUUUGCAAUGUAAGUUUGAUUUAGCUAGAUACGAGCAAGACUAUCCAAAGGAAAACGAGAUGAAUCCUAAUUUUAAUGGGGCUUUGAAUCACAAUUUAUUGUUUGAAUCAAAGUUGUUUUCUUCAAAUUUACUUGAAAAAAUGGUGCUAUCAGUUGAGAUUUAAUAAGAAGAUCCUCUCAUCAGUGGUUGUGAAUCAGCAUAUUUAUACCUACUGGCAGCAAAUAAUACGGUUUCAAAUAAUACGUACAUUGAACCAGAUCACACAUUCUUUAAAACAACAGGAAUUUAAAGUUAAUCACAAAACUGGCUAAAAUGAUACUCCUUUCACUUCUCACACUUUUUUUUAAAUAAUGUUUAAAUUGCUUUGAAUUGCAUGCUUGUUAGCAUAUAGAAAGUAAAUUAAAAACAAAAAACUAUCAGACAGAACGAAUGCGACCUGCAAUAUUUAAGAAAUGAAACGUAUGAUGUAUUUCGCGAUUAAUAGUUAGUUGUUAGACUAGUCCUCUCGUUUUCCAAACUUAAAAGAUAAAGAUACAAUAGUCGUCAAAACUCUUGGUUAUGUUUGAUACAUGUUUGUUAAAUCCGUUUUGUAUUUUACAAAGUCUGCUAUUUUAGCUUUCAUCUGCGAAGUUUCUGGGCUACUUGGACACUAGAGAACAGUGUUGAGUUCUUAUAAGUUAAAACCAUUUUCUCUUAGAAGUUUUUUUUUAGAAUACACUUCGAUACUAGUGUAUUAGUAUUAGUAGAACAAUUAUAUGUAACAAUAGCAUUAAUCUGUCCUCAUUGUAAAACAGUUUUAUUACACCCAUACAAUAUAACAAUCAUAUUAAUUUUUGUCGGCACCAGUACAUCCUGACAGUAAAUGUAAGCGUGUCAGCUAACUUGUACGAUUAAAUAACCAUUUCAAUACACAUAUAGUGUCCUCAAAAAUGUGUUGAUUUUAAUAAAGCACCAAUUGUGUACCAGAAAAAUAAAAUAUAAAAUUUUAAACUUAGUUUAAUUUUGUGCAACGUGUCUCAUAAUUAAUGCUUAAUCGUGAUAAAACUACAAAAGUUAAAACCCUGUGGAAGUGUAUCUCACCAAUUGGAAAAAGUGUUUUUCAAGUUUAACUUUAAACAACCACAUCGGUUAAUAAAUGGAUUCAGUUUUGCUGGGUUAGAUAUUGUUAUCGUGACAAGGAAGAAUGGGUUUCAUCCGUCUGUGACGUCAUAAGGAACAUCCGUGAAAACUGGAAGGUUUAAGUUCCCUUUGGGUUUGUGUCUAAUCUUUGCAUCUUCAGCCUUAGACUUACAGUCAGAGUUUAAAACUUAUGAUCUUGUCUUGCUAUUGGAUUAAAUGUGUUAACAUUUUAUGCAGGAUCGUAGAAACAAAUCACAAAACCCAAAUACUUAAGCAAAUAUUUAACAAACUAGGGUAUUUCAAAAUAUUUCUCUUACCUGUAUAAUAAUAUAUCCAAUAACCCAAGCGCUUUCGAAAGACAGACCUUUUUUGUUAAGAUUGGAUUGGGAAUUAGCUGGAUAACUUUCAUAAACGUUCGGAUUAUCGGAUUUCUUUUGCUGUUUAAUUCUACAAGUUUGAGUAUCAUUAUUAAUAUGCCUGUCCAAUAUCAUCAUUGUUGUCGUAGAAGUUUAUAACUUUAGAAAUAAAAUUAAUUAAAUCUCCAGCUAUAAUAUCUAAAAUCUGUUCUGAAAUAAUACAUAGAGCUGAGUCAUAGUGGACCUUUGUUGCCUACAGUGACUUGUUGCAGGAUAAUGUGCAAGGCUUAAUUAAAGAAAAAAUUACUUACUUAUUAUAGUAUAUAUAUAUAUAUAUAUAUAUAUGAGAUUGUCUAUAUUAUUGAAGAGGGUCAUAUUUUUUUUGAAAAUAUUAUCAUAUUGAUUCUCGUAAUAUUCUCUAUCGUAUUUGUCAGACUCUUAAUGACUUCGUAUCGAUCUUAACAUCGUACAACAAGCUGAAUAAUAUGAAUGCUAUUCGUUGUAUUUGCUUUACUCAUAAAUGCUUACCUAAAAGAUGACUUGGGCUUAGUAGAUAAAGCUUUAAAGUCUUCUUAGUCGUUGAUAUAACAAAGGAAUUUAACUCGUAUAGAUAUAAUUCUCUGCUGUUCUUGAUAUUUUAAUAUGUGUUUAUGUAUAAUAUAGCACAUGGUAACUGAGCAUUACGCUGUUAUGUAGUGACAAACGUGUGUACAUGCAGAAAUAAAUGACAAUGUAAUAUGAAGAAACAAUUUCAA
This is a messenger RNA of Limulus polyphemus (Atlantic horseshoe crab), 4405 nucleotides long. RefSeq names its product BTB/POZ domain-containing protein KCTD12-like. Gene Ontology annotation, biological process: protein homooligomerization. Bases 347 to 1153 code for a protein of 268 amino acids. Gene Ontology annotation, molecular function: protein binding. The record is from RefSeq and is a predicted model, not a curated record. Lineage: Eukaryota; Metazoa; Arthropoda; Merostomata; Xiphosura; Limulidae. The transcript has a single exon.